Myxocyprinus asiaticus (Chinese sucker) is the source of this 3183-nucleotide messenger RNA. RefSeq names its product CD166 antigen homolog A-like. The record is from RefSeq and is a predicted model, not a curated record. Lineage: Eukaryota; Metazoa; Chordata; Actinopteri; Cypriniformes; Catostomidae. Bases 168 to 1859 code for a protein of 563 amino acids. Gene Ontology annotation, cellular component: plasma membrane. The transcript is spliced from 16 exons. Gene Ontology annotation, biological process: cell adhesion.
GUUAAAAGAGACACGUGGAGAACAACCCCCAAGUUUGAAUUUAAUGACGCAUGCGGUGUGAGCUGUAAACCAUAGAAUAUUAUCCAGUAUAUAUUCUAACUCAAGGAUAUUAUUUCACAAGAUUUGUAGCGACUGAGUGCAACAACACAAUUCCUGACUGCAAAAGGAUGCAUUGGAGCGCUUUGUUAACGUGUUUACUCACCUUAUCCCUGAUGAAGCAAGUGAGUGGCUUGGAAAUUGUCAAUGGCAAGUAUGGAGAGACUGUUGAAAUCCCAUGCAAGAAUGGACGUGACAAACCACAGGCUGUCAUGAUGGCCAAAUGGAAAUAUGGCAGCGAUGGCAACAUACUGGUGAAACAGGCGGGUCAGAAUGCCAGUCUUUCAGAGGAUGUGAAGUACAAAAACAGAGCCAGUAUUAAAGAGGACUUCAGUCUCGUCAUUACGCAAGUGACAAUGGCUGAUCAGAAAACCUUUACUUGCAUGGUGGUGGUAGGCGAAGACAUUUUGGAAAACUCUGUUCAACUGGUGAUUUAUAAGGCUCCUUCGCAACCUAAGAUUGCAAAGCAAGCAACUGUGAUGGAGAUUGGCAAACUAACUACGCUAGCGCAGUGCCAUACUACAGGUGCAAAUCCAGCUGCCAACAUCACAUGGUUCAAGAACAAAACUCCACUCAUGCCUGAUGAAACCGCCAUUAAAAUCACCACAGUUGUGGAUGUUGAUAGUGAGACAGGACUGUCCACCACAACCUCUAAGCUUGAUUAUGCUGCAGUGAAGGAAGACAUUGAUGCCCAGUUUACCUGUCGAGUUCAACACAUCAGGUCUGCUGAAAUGGAGUCUGCAGCUGUUAACCUCACUGUGAUCUACCCCACCGAGAAGGUCAGUCUCCAGGUAAUGUCCCAGGGUCCUUUUAAGGAAGGGGACAAUGUGACCCUUAAAUGCACAGCAGAUGGAAACCCCCCACCUAAAAGCUACAGCUUCUAUAUCAAGGGGGAGAAAAAGACUGUGGAGAACUCCAACACAUACACCUUGACCCACCUCACUCGGGCUAGCACUGGGGAAAUCAAAUGCUCACUGGUGGACAAUGAAGAUUUGACAGAUUCUGCAUUCAUCACAGUUGACUAUCUUGACGUGUUCCUCGACACCACUGGUAAAGUUUCAAAGAAACUUGGCGAGAGCUUUGAGACUGCUCUAAAUGUCAGUGCCUCAGGAAAGCAUCAAAUAUCCUGGAGAAAGGGCAAUUCCAAGCUGGAUAUCCUCCUACCCAAGUUUUACAAGUUGAAGUACUCUGACGCAGGAGUGUAUGAGUGUAUUGUUUCCAUGGCUGGCCUCCAGAAAACACGUACAUUUGAAUUGAUAGUUGAAGGUCGUCCAGUGAUCAAGAACCUAAUCAAGAAGCGCAGUGAUGAAAGCAUGACCAAGAUCUUGAGAUGUGAGGCUGAAGGCUCUCCAAAACCCACUGUACAGUGGAGUGUCAAUGGCACAAAUGUCGCUGAGACUGCUUAUGUGGAUGGCAAAAUCACGUACAGCAUCACUAUUGUUCCAAAGGUUAAUCUCACUGUGUCCUGCACUGUCUCUAAUGUCUUGGGCUCUGACAUUAAGAGCAUUAAUGUGUCAACACUUGUUGAUGACGUGACUAUGGACAAAAGAGAAGAUCAGAAAGAUGAACAUAGUGACCAGAUGGCACUGGCUGUUGGCAUUGUUGUUGGCCUGAUACUGGCCACACUUGCAAUAGGGCUCGCCUAUUGGAUGUAUUUGAAAAAGUUCAGGCAAGGCACCUGGAAAACUGGAGAAAAGGAGGAUGGAUCAGCGGAGGAGAGCAAGAAACUGGAAGAAAAUCAGAGCCAAAAAACAGACGUGUAAUGUCAAAUGAGCCAUUCAGGGAUUUAUUUGAAUACAGUCCCUUUGUUCCACGGUAGAAGGGAGCAGUUUGUCAAAUCUGUGAAAACAAUAAAGAGCUGUAAUGGAGAGCCUGAGUAGCUGUGUCUGCACCAUCGUCUGUAAUGUGUCUUUGCCUCACCUAUGAAUGGGGAUUUAAUGAAUUAUGUUGUAAAAUAUAUUAUUCUUUUGCAUUGAAGAUCAAGUCAGAAACCUGUGUCUGUAAAGUGUUCAUUCAUAUUGUUGGUUCAUCUAAUAUUGGUUUGGUCCCUGUGGAAAAAAGUUCUUUUUUUUUCUUCUUUUUUUUAUGUGCCCCAAUUAUUCAGUACAUUGAUGUGUAUGAUGUCACAUGAUGUGUAGAAACAUAGUGGCCAUUAGUCUCUUUUCUUUUGUAAUUUCAUACAGUACCUAAUCUGUGGCAUGAUGCGUGGCAUGAUUUUCGCAGCUAUACUGAGCACUUGGGUAGUUUUCUGGCCUUAACAAGCCCAUGAAAAGUCAAACUGUGAAAAGAAGCAAAACUGACUUCCCAAUAUUAUACCUAUCAGGAUGUAUAAAACAAUUAUUUACCUGUUUACCUAGACCUUAUAAGCUGUGUUAUAAAGACUGUAACCUUUAAAAUUUCGAUGCAGAAGGACAAUGUUUUUGAUUUUGGAAGUUAUUGAAGAUAUAAUACAGGGACCAAUGUUUGAUUAUGAAACCCAUGCCCUUUGCUUGGAUUGUUUUGAUUUUUUUUUUUUUUUUAUUAUUAUUUUUUUUUUUAAUGACAAAAAAACCCCGUGUUAAAUUAGAAUCAUAUUACAACAUUUUUGUUGAUACAUUGCUUUUAACACAUUUUCUUUUUUUCUGGAAAAUGGAAAACUCUGCUCUCUGUACUGUACAUUCCCACUCCCUUUUUCUUGUAGUAUUUCUUAUAGUUUUGCAGCAGAAUUGUAUGUGGUUUACACAUUACUUGUAAAUAUGGUAAACAUUUUGUUGUUGUUGUUUUAUGUUCUAUUUAUAUUUGUAAGGUUUAGCUAAGUGGCAGUGUUUUAACAAUGUUAGUUUUAGUAAUUAUUCCUAGAAAAACUCAAUUUCUGUUGAACGGUACAGUACAAUCUGUGGUAUUUACUUGUAGGCUUUGAAAUUGUGAAGUUUAAUCUUCCAGCUUUCCGUUUUGCUUAGUGGUAUUUCUGCAUUUCCACAGUUCAGUGCUUCUUCAGAGUGAAUUCAAACCAUCCUCGAGACCAAAGAGGUUGAAUGAGGCCAUGCAAGUAUUGUACAUACUGACCAUUGUUUUGUACUUUUAGUUCAAAUAAAGUGUACAUUUUUA